Oppiella nova is the source of this 2592-nucleotide messenger RNA. The record is from the annotation of a GenBank genome assembly. Lineage: Eukaryota; Metazoa; Arthropoda; Arachnida; Sarcoptiformes; Oppiidae.
GCGGGCGAUGGGAGUCGGGAGGCCGGGGGUCAGCCCUCGUCGGUGUCGUUCCGAUGUCCGGAACAGUUUGGUUAUUAUGCCGACAGUAAUAACUGCAGCAAAUAUUUUGUGUGCGUUUUCGGUGAGGCCCUCCACGAGGCCUGCACGGGGGGACUCAGGUUCUCGUCCGAGUUGCAGACCUGUGAUUGGCCCCGCAAUGUUGUCUGUCCUUCCGAGGAUUCCGACACAGAAUCGCAGCCAAAGAAUACAAACACUGAUUCUGAUGGAGGACUGGGAGGUGGCAGAGGGGAAGGGGACGACACCUCAGGCGGUGAUUCCCUAUACGACUAUAAUGUGGAGGAAAUCCGACAACAGGUCAAGAAUACUAACAAUCAAAAUGAAGACAAUUUACGGAAUAUUCAGAACAGUUUCGACAACUUAUUGCUGAAUAACAAUAAAAACACGAAUAAUAGGAAUAAUGAUAAUAAUAACGAGGAUUUCCUGGACCUCCAGCGCUCCCGGAGUGUUGUCAACCCACAGGAGCGCGGGUUUGGGCAGCAAUUGAUUGGCCGAAGUGUGUCCGGAGUGAGGGUCACAUCCGUGACGUCCAGCACGUCGGACGGCCAGUCGUUUCGGGACAGCCAGUCGGCCAACAGUAACAGUGCCCCUAAACAGUCUGAUCCCCCCAAGAACAACAGGGUAACCGUCGACGACCUCAAUAACCCCAACUUCGAUGAGGCCAUUGCCGCCAUAAUUGACGAGAACGGAGGGGUACACCUAAAUGACGGGCCCGGGAGUCUGUAUGCGAUCGUAUCUCAGGGUCCCGGUGUCGGUCCCGACGAUGACAAGGAGGUCAACGUGUUUGUGAAGCCUAUCAACAGCGAGUUGAAGCAAAACACGCGCCGCGGGUUAGCCCACAAUAAUCACAUCAUUUUGCUGAAUAGGACCCAAUUGGCGAUACCCCAGUCCACCAACAAUAGGGGCGCCACCAAUAGGUUCCUACCGGCGCCCAGGGGUACCCAACAGACACAGUACGUGCCCCUACAGGUGCCGCCUGUGAACAGCAAACCCCCGGAACUGUCGCAAUCACAGCACAGAUCUAACGCCCGGACCUCCAGACAGAGAAUUCACAUAAUUGUGAACAACAGGACUCAAGUCCAGGAGAUCCCGAUCGACGAUCCCAUAGAUUUCCAGCGCAUACCUGCCAUACAACAGACCACUCCCUCUCAGAAUAGAUACUCAAACCCCCGCACAGGCAGUGGUGAGCAUAAUAGGCGUCCCAUACCGGCGCCCACUGUACGGACGACCACCACUGAGAAGCCCAGGAGGGAGACGCCUACGGAACGGCCCCAACACCGGCACAUACAGCACAACCCGGAGUCCAGUUAUGUGGCGGUCAAUGAGCGCCGACAGACGGCCGCCAACGCCAGGACUGUAGUCGCCAACGACUACGCCAUUCAACCGGAGGUCGGAUUUGUCCCCAGGGAUACUGUCCCUCAACGGCCGCCCCCUGUAUACCGGACACCCGAACCCUACUCGACGGCUAUGGCCUGCAAUCAGAAAUCGUGUCGACUCCCCGAUUGUUUCUGCGCCGGCACUGAUAUCCCAGGCGGUCUACCGGUGGGUCAGGUGCCGCAAAUCGUGUUGAUGACCUUCGAUGACGCCAUAAAUGACAUCAAUUUUCAUAUCUAUGACGAGAUCUUCCAGAGUCACCGCACAAACCCAAACGGCUGUCCCAUUAGAGCCACGUUUUACGUGUCGCACGAGUGGACGGACUACGGACAGGUCCAGACUCUGUACUCCCGGGGCCACGAGUUGGCCUCACAUUCAGUCACUCACAGUUUUGGCGAAAGGUUUAGCAAAAGUCAGUGGAAUAAGGAGAUCAAUGGCCAGCGAGAGAUCCUACACCUGUAUGGGGGCGUCAACCUGGAGGACAUCCGUGGCAUGAGAGCCCCUUUCCUUCAAGGAGGGGGUAAUAAGCAGUUUGAGAUGUUAUAUGAGGCCAACUUCACGUACGACUCAACAAUGCCUGUCUUUGAGAACAACCCCCCGUACUGGCCGUUCACACUAGACUUUGCAUCAAAUCACGAGUGUAUGAUAGCUCCCUGUCCCACAAAAUCCUUUCCAGGAUUCUGGGAGAUCGGCAUGGUCAUGUGGCAGGACCUACGCGGGGGCCGGUGCUCUAUGGGGGACGCCUGCUCUAACCCCACCGACGAGAACGGCGUGUUUGAGAUGAUAAUGAAGAACUUCAACCGCCACUACCAGUCCAAUCGGGCGCCGUUCGGUCUGUACUACCAUUCCGCGUGGUUUAACACCGAUCACCACAAACGCGGGUUUAUUCGUGUGAUCGAUGAGCUCCUGAAGCGAAAGGACGUCUACUUUAUGACCAAAUGGCAGGCAAUCCAAUGGAUGCGUAACCCGAAGCCCGUACACGAGUUGUACAAAUCCCAGUCCCUUCAGUGCGGGGCUCAGGUGUGGGCCAAUAGGCCGCCCCCUUGCCUGCAGCCAAACAUAUGUAACGUGGGCUCCAAGAGUGGCUCGCGUUUUCUCAAGACCUGCCAGCCCUGCCCGCUGACCUACCCCUGGGUGGGCAACACCGGGUUCGCCAAGUCA